Molecule: messenger RNA, 1331 nt
Organism: Ruditapes philippinarum (Manila clam)
Lineage: Eukaryota; Metazoa; Mollusca; Bivalvia; Venerida; Veneridae
Product: properdin-like
Exons: 9
Coding region: 28-1296 (422 amino acids)
Molecular function (GO): protein binding
Source: RefSeq, a predicted model, not a curated record
AAUUGGAAAGAAACAUUUAUAAUAAAAAUGUUACAACUUUUCCUCGGACUUUUAACGGUUACUUUAGCAUUAGGCCAGAGGUCAACUGAUUAUUACUGUCCGUUUAGGUCAGGGGGUGUCGAUUACACGUUAUAUGACCUGUAUGCAGCCGGGGUUCGCCUUCAAAACACGUUUGCCCUCUCCUUCCAAGUCAAGUGUCCAAAUGACGCCCAUAUUUUGUUACAAGAGUCUGCAAAUGAUUACACAAACAACGUGAUAGAAAUAGUCCUUGGAGGUUGGGGAAACACCAAGUCUGUAAUACGAGAUGAACAGCAAGGGGCGGCAAAGGCGGAGUACACUGAUACGGACAUUGUGUCCGGGACAGAGUACCGCUAUUUCUGGUUUAGCUGGGACAGUAACACAAUAGCUGUUGGAAAAGGAUCAACACCCUACACGAACGAACUCAUGUCCUGGAACGGUCUAGCUCAUGAUGUGAACUAUAUCUCCAUAGGUAUUGGGUACGGCACGGACGGAUAUUGGAAGUUCAUGAUAGUUGACGGAAAUUGGGCUGACUGGGGUACAUGGGGAUCAUGCACGACCACGUGCGGAGGCGGAAGUACGGAGAGAACACGUGCAUGCACAAACCCACCUGCUAGUAAUGGUGGAUCACAAUGCACGGGCGACACUGAACAAACAACAACGUGUAACUCACAGAAUUGUCCAAUUGAUGGAAAUUGGGGCUUAUGGUCUCAGUGGAGUACUUGUUCAGCAACAUGCGGAAACCAGACAAUGUCCAGAACGAGGCUGUGCGAUAGUCCUGCUGCGCAACAUGGCGGUGCUUCCUGUUCCGGUUCAGACAUUGAGACAUCAUCUUGCACUUUACCGUCUUGUCCAAUCGACGGAGAUUGGGGAGCUUGGUCGUCAACAUCGUGUAGCAAACCUUGUGGCUAUGGAACGGUCGUUAAAACGAGGUCAUGUGACUCGCCAGCACCGGCUCUUGGCGGUAACGACUGUUCAGGGGCCAGCAACGAAACGGACGUCUGCAUCGCUGCAUAUUGUCCACCUGUUGGGAAUUCUACAUACGCAAAUCAAUGUGGGGUUGACAUGUUUACGUGUUUUAACGGGACAAUGACGUGUAUUGACGAUGUGUUCCGGUGUGACUGUCAAUACGAUUGCGAUGACGGAAGUGAUGAAGAUGCCACGUGGGCCGGAUGUGCCCCUAACUUAUGUUCAUCAGCAGGCAGACCAUGGCGCGGUGUAAUGGUGAUGGCGAUGAUGGUUUUGACAACACUCAUGGUGUCCAGCAGAAAAUUGUAAAGAAUUAUUACAAUUAAAUAAUGCAGACACAUGUG